Molecule: messenger RNA, 1088 nt
Organism: Ceraceosorus guamensis
Lineage: Eukaryota; Fungi; Basidiomycota; Exobasidiomycetes; Ceraceosorales; Ceraceosoraceae
Product: putative YRB1-ran-specific GTPase-activating protein
Exons: 4
Coding region: 239-877 (212 amino acids)
Biological process (GO): nucleocytoplasmic transport
Cellular component (GO): nuclear pore; cytoplasm
Molecular function (GO): GTPase activator activity
Source: RefSeq, a predicted model, not a curated record
GGUUUUGAGACGAUCACGGAUGGAGACCAGGAAGGGCGGCGCCACAGCAUCUACAUCAGGUCAAGUUGCAGUUGAGAGGUUCGCAGCUGUUCCAUCAUCUCGCACACACUUGUCCUUUACGAUCGUCGUUCACCACGAGCGCGCACACACUCCGGCAGCGAACAUCACGCUCAAAGGAGCACUCUAAUACGACUGUACAACGAGAUAUUCGGCAUUGAGACGAGAACACAAAUUCAGCAUGUCUGCUGCAGAAGUUUCUAACGACCCUUUGGCCGCCAAGGGCGAGACCGCCCCUGAGGAGGGGGAUGGCAACGACCCUCACUUUGAGCCUGUUCACAAGCUGGACACGCAGGUAGAGGUCAAGACGCACGAAGAGGAUGAGGAGGUCACUUUCAAGCUUCGUGCCAAACUUUUCCGCUUUGACAAGGACGCGGCUGAGUGGAAGGAGCGUGGUACUGGAGAUGUGAGGUUCUUGGCCCACAAGACGACUGGCAAAGUCCGCCUGGUUAUGCGUCGCGAUAAGACUCUCAAAGUUUGCGCGAACCACUACAUCACAUCGGACAUGAAACUCGCUCCGAACCUCGGAUCUGACCGAGCAUGGGUGUACAACGUUGCAGCCGACAUCGCGGAGGGAGAAGUGACUAGCGAGCUGCUCGCCAUCCGAUUCGCGAACAGCGAGAAUGCCAACAACUUCAAGAAAUCUUUCGAGGAAGCUCAAGAGAAGAAUUCGAGCGCCAAGGGAGGUGCGAUCAAGGAGCAGGACGCCCCUCCUGCUACUGGUGGCACUACUGAGACGACUGAGACAGAGAAGAAGGAAGAGGAAAAGAAGGAGACUGCAGAGUCAACGGAGACCAAGACUGAGGAGAAGAAGGAGUAGACACUUUCUGUCUUUGCCUCCCCUUUUGGCCCUCUUCGACUUUGUCAUCGCUUUGGAAAUAUGUUUCGCUGCUUCUCUGAGCGAGCAGUGAUCCUUUCCCUACCUGUUCUAGCGCAGGCUAGCAUCACCUGCUCAUCUCUUGUCCCACACACAGGUAUUUCACGUUCGCUCCAGGUCACUCUAUAAAAGAAUCAAGGGACUGCUAGCAUGC